AUGUCUUUGUCCGACUCUUUCAGUGUACCCAAGGCCAGUUCGAGUACUCAUUCCGCCGAACAAGCCCACAUACGCGGUACUGUCGUAUUUACGUGGUCCUUGAUGCUCAUUAUCGUUUCUCUUCGCUUCGUGGCACGCCGUCUUUCAAAAGUCGGUCUCUGGUAUGAUGACUGGCUUAUAAUACCAGCCACUCUUUCCGCCACGACAUGCUUUGCCUCUGCCAUCUGGAUGACACAGCAUGGGCUGGGCCAGAACGUCUACAUCCUGUCACCAAACCAAUUAGAUACAUUCUUGAAGGGCAUGUUUAUUUCGGAGAUUGGUUGGCCUAUCUCCAUUUGCAUGGUCAAAUGUUCUAUUCUAGCUUUCUAUUGGCGUCUCUUCAGCAGUUAUGGUCGAUCAUUCCGAAUUAGCGUCUGGGCUUUUCUUGCGCUGAUGGUCAACUGGGGAAUCGUUGUGGUAAUCGCGACAGUCUUUCAAUGUUCACCUAGACAUAGACCUUGGAGUGAAGGUCGAUGCGUCAACAACACCUAUUGGUUCUUUGUUGGCUCCUCGAUACCGCACAUCAUCACCGACAUAGCCUUGAUCAGUCUCCCAAUGCCACUGAUCUGGAAACUCCAAAUGCGUCGAUCACAAAAAGCAAUCUUGAGUUUCAUUUUUGGUUUGGGCGGCUUCGUCACGAUUGUCGCCAUUGUCCGCUUAGUUUAUCUCAUUAAAGCAGAUGCGGAACCCGCGGAUGUUACCAUCAACCUGUCAAACAUUCUCAUCUGGACAGGUGUCGAGGUUAACAUGUCAGUCGUCUGUGCAUGUCUUCCGUCCCUCCGCCCAAUAGUGGCAUUCAUCUCCGACAAGUUCAAGCAACUGUGCAAGCGCAAAAGCACCCACACAAAAGGCUUAAAGCUACUCAUGGGCACGUUGAGACCAAGCGAUACAGCCACCGUCUUGCCAUUAUCGAGCAAGAAAAGCUGGGAUGAUGGGCAUCAUCCCAUACUGGAUUCGUCAUUCGUGGUAGAGAUGGAGGCAAUAGCACCACAUUUUGAGGCGAAGGCACCAGGGCGCUGGGUGUCAGAGGUCGAAGCAGUCGAGCCGGCGGUGGCAAUGGGAACUGAAAAGACAGUAGCAGGGAUGGGUGAGACAUCCGUGUGA
This is a messenger RNA of Letharia columbiana, 1143 nucleotides long. RefSeq lists its product as uncharacterized. The transcript has 6 exons. Lineage: Eukaryota; Fungi; Ascomycota; Lecanoromycetes; Lecanorales; Parmeliaceae. The coding region runs from base 1 to 1143 and encodes 380 amino acids. The record is from RefSeq and is a predicted model, not a curated record.